This is a messenger RNA of Striga asiatica, 1916 nucleotides long. The record is from the annotation of a GenBank genome assembly. NCBI's taxonomy places the organism in Eukaryota, Viridiplantae, Streptophyta, Magnoliopsida, Lamiales, Orobanchaceae.
AAAGAUCUCAAGUCUCCCCAGCUAAAUAAUCCCAUCAGCCCAUCAUUUCACACACCGCACUCUUUUUCUUCUCUCUAAAGCCUGAACAAUUUGCCCGGUGUUUCUCUAUCUACACCUCUCUCGACUGGACGGGACUUCGAGGGUUUUGGCAGAGGAAUUGAAACAUUUUUGUGACCAGAAAAUAACCGAAAAAUGGCAAAUGCGGCUGCUAUUGCUGAGAGGGCUACCAGUGAUAUGCUGAUUGGUCCAGACUGGGCCAUAAAUAUAGAACUAUGCGACAUAAUAAACAUGGAACCUGGGCAAGCAAAGGAUGCACUGAAGAUAUUGAAGAAAAAAUUGGGGAACAAAAGCCCUAAAAUACAGCUCCUUGCGCUAUUUGUGCUGGAGACUCUUAGCAAAAACUGUGGGGAAAAUGUGUUUCGGCUGAUUGCCGAUAGGGAUAUACUACAUGAGAUGGUCAAAAUUGUGAAGAAGAAGCCUGAUUUGAACGUGAGGGAGAAGAUUCUGGUGUUGAUUGAUACUUGGCAAGAAGCUUUAGGGGGUCCCGGAGGAAGGUUUCCCCAAUAUUAUGCUGCGUACAAUGAAUUGAAGUCUGCUGGGGUAGACUUUCCACCGCGGGUCGAAGAUAGCGUUCCACUAUUUACUCCACCACAAACACAUCCAAUAGUCCACAAUACUCCAUACGAGGAAGCUGCUGUUCAAGCGUCUCUUGAAUCUGAUAUUUCUGGACUUAGCCUGCCAGAGAUUCAAAAUGCUGAUGGACUUGCAGAUGUUCUGAUGGAAAUGUUAUCUGCCCUGGAUCUAAAUAAUCCCCAGGGUGUGAAAGAUGAGAUCAUUGUUGACUUGGUUGACCAGUGUCGUUCAUACCAGAAGCGUGUCACAAUCCUCGUUAACAAUACUGUAGAUGAGGAUCUCUUAUGCCGGGGACUCGCAUUGAACGAUAACUUGCAGCGAGUCCUAUCUAAGCAUGACGAUAUUGCAAAAGGAACAUCAACAGCUUCUUCUGCAGUUAACAGAGAACCCUCUGUUGCACCACUUAUGAACGUGAAUCAUGAAGAUGAAGAGUCUGAAGAUGAUUUCGUUCAACUAUCACGAAGAUCAGCAAGGGACAACACCACACAGGGACCAGUGGCCACGCCUCCAGCUGGCAAGAAACCAGUCGAGUCGAGUGUCGAUUAUUUAAGCGGCGACACGUACGAAACAGAACGGCCCGUGCCAACAUAUGGGCCCACAAAUGCGGCCCGCCCGAAUCCAUUACCCAACCAAAAAAAGCCCACCUCACCUCCAGAAGAUUUCGUAAACCCCACUGCAUCUAUGUUUGCUCCCAAAUCAACAUAUGACGAAAAUGCUCCUCCUAGCAAAUCGGCUGACCAUUUACCCUCGGCAGCCGCAGUCAACCUCCCGCCCCCUCCCUCAAGGUACAAUCAGAGGCAGCAGUUUUUCGAGCAGCACCCUGGUGGGCCCUCCCACUCGAGCAGCGAGUCGGGCUCAUCGUACGACAGUCUAGUGGGCCAGGCCCAAGGCCUGUCAAUCAAAACUCCAGUGGGUUCUGAUAAGAAGGAAAAGCCCGAGGAUGUGCUUUUUAGGGACUUAGUGGAUUUCGCCAAGGCCAAGUCAUCCUCGCCUAAGCCAAACAGGUCGUUAUAACUUAUAAAGCGCGAUUUAGUGGGGUUUUUAAAGACUACUGAUGGAAACAUCGGCACUUUUUUUUUAUAUGUUUGUGGAAAAUUCUGGGUAUUGGCGUUAAACGACUUGAGAAAACCUUGUGGCUUUCGGUGUAUAUCUUCUGGGUAAAUUGAAUGUAAAAGCUGAGAUAUUGGUUGUGUUUUAUUUUUUUUUUUUUACCUUUCUUACCUUUCUUUGACUGCAUAGUUUGUUGUAUUUUAAUUGUUGAGUUCUUUUCUGAUGCUGGAUUU